Molecule: messenger RNA, 2335 nt
Organism: Mizuhopecten yessoensis (Yesso scallop)
Lineage: Eukaryota; Metazoa; Mollusca; Bivalvia; Pectinida; Pectinidae
Product: adrenodoxin-like protein, mitochondrial
Exons: 6
Coding region: 4-558 (184 amino acids)
Biological process (GO): positive regulation of oxidoreductase activity; P450-containing electron transport chain
Cellular component (GO): mitochondrion
Molecular function (GO): 2 iron, 2 sulfur cluster binding
Source: RefSeq, a predicted model, not a curated record
AAGAUGUCAGCGCCCUUGUUCCGAAGCUUUUGCAGACGGUGCUUGCGUAAUUUUUCAAAAACUGCUAAAUUAAGGAAUGACAGCAAUGGUCUGAACUUACAACGAGUUUUUAAGUUAAAUUUAUCUCAACGACAGUUCCACAAAACAACAGGUCCACUGUAUCAUGGUGAUUAUGAAAUGCAAGAUCCAAAGAGUGAGGAUGAAGUAGUAAACAUUGUAUAUAUAACAAGGAGUGGGGAGAGGAUACCAAUCCGGGGAAAAGUGGGAGACAACGCCAUGUACCUGGCUCACCGUUACGGCAUUGAAUUGGAAGGUGCAUGUGAGGCGUCGCUGGCCUGCUCAACAUGUCAUGUGUACGUACAUGAGGAUUAUUCAGACAGAUUACCAGAACCACAGGAAGAAGAAGAUGACAUGUUGGACAUGGCAGUAUUUUUGAAAGAAAACUCAAGACUAGGAUGUCAAAUUGUACUUAAUAAAGAUCUGGAAGGGAUGGAGUUAAGUCUUCCCCAAGCAACAAGGAAUUUCUACGUUGAUGGCCACGUCCCACAGCCUCACUGACACUGGACUUCUGUUGACCUCUUAGUCGUCCAAACAAUGCUCGUCACUCAACGUUAUGGACUGUAUAACGGACCUCUACACACUAAUGUAUGUGUGUGAUUGUUUAGUGGCUGGUAACUAGAGUCCACUACACUGUUGUACAAGUCCGUGUCAUGUCUUGGUGUGCUGUGUGAUGAGAUCUCGACCCUAUAAUGUGAUUUUGAAAUACCUCUCCACCAUAUUUGGCACCUUUGUAGAGUGAUGAACUCUAGAUUGAAAACACCUGUUAUCCCCUGCAGGUAAUGAAAGCCCUUGGUUUCCAAAUUGGAUACCGAUGUGUGAUUGUGUACCUGUAGUUGACAUACUUGCCAUUGAACCCUCCCUAUUUAAGACUCCCGAUUAAGGACCCUUAAAUUACGCAUUUUCAACCUGUGAAUUUGCUAAAAUAUUCCCAUAUUCUAAGAUCUAAUGAUUUCAUCUAAAAGAACAACUCAAAAUAUUCUAUUUGAUGGGGUUAUUUUGUCACUAUACUUUGUAUACAAACAUGUAAUCUAUAUUUUAAUUGUAAGCAUGCAGAAUCUCCCCCAUGGACAUGGCGAGUAUGAGUCGACAGCAGAUUGUUGUUCUAUCUUUGAUAAGGUACCUCAAGGUUUUUGUCCUUUCUGUGAAAAUUUGCCUCCAGUUGUCAAAAAAAAUGUUUCUCUGGAUGUAAUUUGGGGCCAACAUCAAACGAAAGAAAAAAUGGUUCUUACUUUAAUUGUGUGCUUAAAGUUUACAGCAAAUUUUGUUUUGUCUGAUUUGGUGUUUCUAUGACAAGCAGGUUGCUGGGGGGUGGGGGGCAAGCAUGCUGUAGAAUUGUAUCGUGAGACGUAUAGUCUAACAAUCCCGGUCCUGAUGAUUACAAUGGCUUUGAGCAUAGUAGAAAAUGGCAUCAAGCAUAUUUUGCAACAUGUAAAUUGUAUUGGCAAUUGUAUUGGCAAUCCGGAAUAAAGUUAAAUAGUAAUUUUGUUGUUAGAAAAUCUUUGCACAUAUUUCAACAAACUGUAAUAAUGCAAUCCAAUUUGCACUGUGGAAUGUCUUUUUAUACUUUUCAAACAGUUUAUGAUCUGUUUAAGUUUUUAAGUGAUUUGUGAUCUGAUAAGACAUUCAAUCAUCACACUUUGAAAUAAUUCUAAUAUCUUAAGUACCCUGGUGUUUGUUAUGAGCAUGUCACGUGACAUUUUAUUUUACAAACCAUAUGUGAUUUGAAUUUUUUUUUCAAAUAUAUUAGAGAAGAAAGAUGGUAGCUCAAGUCUAGAAGUGUAUGUAGUGAUAUUAAGGAAUAUUGAUAUUACAGCAAUAGGGCCUUGUUGUUCAAAGCCAGAUAACCUUGAGGUGAAGUUAAUGCAGAUUUUUCAUCUUGAAAAUAUUUAAGUGUUAAUUCAAGUUCAAGGAUCCCAUUCCAACUGUACUGUGCUUUAUUCGUAUAUACAGUAACCUCCCCUUACUUUUGUAUUACCUCUUUGUCAACACCGUUGUUAGCUUGAAGUUGUACAUACGUAAUUACAGCAAAGCUGGGCCAGGACUUUUCCCUUGACCAGGAAGUUUAGAUAGUAAGAGCGAUUGGAUAACAACUUGAAGUUCAGGGUUCAAAUUCCAGUCUAGCCCCACUGUUUUCUCAAUCAGAACACGGUUGCUGAUUACUGUUUGGUUUAUUAAGUCCUGAAAGAUAUGGUUUCCUUUGUAUAUUUUUAGGUCACCUGAGACAAAGUCUCAAGUGACCUAUUGCAAUCGCCUUUUGUCCGUCGUCGUCCGUCGU